Molecule: messenger RNA, 1948 nt
Organism: Hydractinia symbiolongicarpus
Lineage: Eukaryota; Metazoa; Cnidaria; Hydrozoa; Anthoathecata; Hydractiniidae
Product: amiloride-sensitive sodium channel subunit alpha-like
Exons: 3
Coding region: 141-1529 (462 amino acids)
Biological process (GO): sodium ion transmembrane transport
Cellular component (GO): membrane
Molecular function (GO): ligand-gated sodium channel activity
Source: RefSeq, a predicted model, not a curated record
GAUUUCUUUGUUUGCAAACUAUUGUGCGAUCAAAUAAAACAGAUGUAUUGCUUUUUUUUAAACUCCCGAAGACGCUAAAGGCACAACAUUCAGAAAGAAUUAAAUUACGCAGUGCGGAGGAGAACACAGAACUUUUCAGCAUGGUUAAGAACAACAGCGAUAAAAUUGUGAACGAACUGCAUCCUCUGACGGAUUGUGAUAACUUAAAUAAUUCAAAGGAUGUCGAACGACAAAAGACGAACAACAGAAAUUCAUACAAUGUUACGUCAUCUGUUGCAAAGAACAACAGGAACACACGAAGUCGAAAAGAACGUCUUAUUGCUAAAGCUAACCAGUAUUCAAAUAACUUUACAUUGCACGCAGUGUCUAAAAUUUGCAACGGUAAUUGGUGUGAGAAAUUUGUGUGGAUAAUAAUAUUUCUGGCUUGUGUUGGUUUGGCUGGGUAUGCAUCAUACUCCAUAUACAAUCAGUAUCUUGACCAAGACGUUUAUUUAGUGACUGAAACUGCUGUCACAAAUAAAAAUACCUUUCCAGCUGUCACCUUUUGUAUUGAACGAAACGAGAAGACAUAUUAUUGUGGAUUUGAUAUCAACGCUCGCAUGCCAUUUUACUUGGAUCCAAAUGAGCCAUGUCCAAGAACCAAUGAUGAGACCCCAAUUCGAGAAUACAUUAGUAGGUCCGGGUCCAGAUAUUGGUCUAACAACAUAUUUGAAUUUAGCUGUCCUCGGACCUCACGAUGCACAUAUGAAGAUAUUAAUAGGAAGUUUUUCAAAACAUCAAACAACGUUCGUGGUUCUUGUGUAACGUGGAAUCCCAAUGGAACGUAUUACAAUGAUGAAGCUGAAAUUGAUCUUGUAGUUGCUGUAUUGAACAGCAAGUUCGAUUCUCAGUUUCAACAUAUCGAAAUUAUCAUCCACGAUAAAGGACACGAUGGAGUGUUUGUGGAAAAGUCAAUUCGAUUGACUCCCGGAAUGAAUAUUGAUAUUUACAUUACGAAAAAAAUUAUUAAACGAUUGGAGACAACAUAUUCUACGAAAUGUGUUAAAAGCAAUUCAAGAAACAUCUUUCCAGGCAAAUACUCAAUCAACAACUGUGUAGAAUCUCACAAAUGCAUUAAAAUUUACAAGCAAUGUGGAGACAUUUACGAUCACUGCCGAAAGUACAUACCUCACAAAAUUGUCCAACAAUAUUUGCGUCCAAAUAUUACUGUAGAAAACGUCACAGAAUGCCUUAAGGCUAGUAAUAAAAGUGUUGAUAUUUCUAAUUGUGCUCGUCCAUGCGAAGAGACUAUCUACGAUGCCACGGCGUUAUCUAAACGUUCCAGCGCGGUUAGAGCCCAAGCGAGGGUAUCCUUGAAGUAUAAGGACAAGUACACUUAUCGCAUAGAAAGAGAAGUCGUGUCGAAAACAUUCUUCGACGUGCUGUCGAAAAUUAGUGGCUUGGUAGCUUUCUUAGUUGGUGCAUCGGUGAUUUUUGUGUUUGAGUUUUUGGCAUACAUAUUCAUUGUAACGUUGAAAUUAUGUGCAUAGAUACCUUUAUUUUAGUAUUGACAUUAGGAAAUCAGGGUAAGGUUUUAUAAUGACCACGUACGUUUUGAAAAGUAAGUAUUGUUCACCGUGAUACUAAGUAAUCUUUGCUGUUAAUCUUAAUACUAAUGUAUCUAACUGUAUUUAGAAAUUCACGCUUGUACAUAUUUCAGGAUGUGCUUAGUAAACUUUGUUGUCAUUCUUUUAAAGACUUUUGAUCUUCUUUUUACAUUAGAACUUAAAGACAAGACAUGGCUCCAGAAUUUUACAGCAUAUAUCAAGAGCUAAUUCUAUGGCAAUAUGUAACUGUAUUUGAAAUUUACGCUUGUGCAAAUUCCAGGGUGUGUUUAACCAUGCCUCGAAGGAAUAUCUAUUUUAUUUUUACAUGAGACUGGAAGACGAAAUAAAGUACUAAAAUUUAA